AUGAUGCCCGCCAAUCGGAGCGCCGCCUCGCUGACUCUGCACUUUUCCAGCAUGAGCCUGCUGCAGGAGCUGGUCCUCAUCUUUGUGGUCCCGCUCUCGAUCUGCAUGGCCAUUUGUCUGCUGAGAUUGUGGCUGUUCUCAUGUUCGAAACGGCCGUUGAAAGGUGAGUGGUAGGGUUUUGAGGGUUUUGAAAAAUUUUUGAACGUCUUGCCUUGGUGGGAUCAGAAUAAUUUGUGCUGCGACUUAACGAUGAGACCGAUCAACUGUUCGUCCAAGAACGGAUGUAUGUCCUACGUGUGUACAGUUUAAAGAAAAUUUUAGCGUGGUCCUCGGAAGCGGUAAAAAGUCCUUAAAACGGUAGAAAGAGAGAGCCGUUGAUCAAUAUGUAGUUUUUCUCCAUUUAUGCAACUUUGGCGCUACGACUUUUCGGGUCAACGACAGUCCGGGUCAACGAUACUAUGGAUCGUGUCGGCUCAUCGUUGUAUGCAUAGGGAGGCUAGGAGAACGCUUCUUUAGUAAGAAUAAUAAAUCGGGUCCUAGGAUUGCUUAUCACCUAUUUUGAGGUAUUUUACAUGUACUCACAUCAAUAAUAUUUGGAUAAAAGUUCCGGGUAUUCGUUUUUUGCCCAAAUUUUGGACUUUUACAUUGUUAAGGCUGCCAAAAAUCAAAGCGAUCAUUUUGUUUUAAACUUUUCAUUUUUUAUCAUCCCCAAUUUUUUCUUAACCCCGAUCGUUCCAGAUCGCAAGAAAUGAGGAGAAAUGUAAGAGAAAAGGGGUUUUUUGUCCACGUUUUGCCCAUUCCUCGCGGAAACAAGAGAGCAGGUUUAUUUGAAUUUUUUUUGUAAAAUAAAAAAAAAAUUAAAAAAUAUUUUUAAGAUGAGGAAAUUCUUUUUUUUAACACAAACGUUAUUUUAUGCCUGACAUUUUUGCCCAUUUCCACUUCUCUAAUUACAUUUGCAGAUAUGAGUACGUGGCGAGAUGACACCUCCGUUGUAAUGAGCCGAAAAAACACGCGAAGAGAAAAAAUGGUGGAGAUUGCGGAAGAAGUUUGA
Bursaphelenchus xylophilus (pine wood nematode) is the source of this 1051-nucleotide messenger RNA. Lineage: Eukaryota; Metazoa; Nematoda; Chromadorea; Rhabditida; Aphelenchoididae. The record is from the annotation of a GenBank genome assembly.